Messenger RNA from Penicillium odoratum, 1227 nucleotides. Its product is annotated as lipase family protein. The coding region runs from base 1 to 1227 and encodes 408 amino acids. The transcript is spliced from 3 exons. The record is from RefSeq and is a predicted model, not a curated record. Gene Ontology annotation, biological process: lipid metabolic process. Lineage: Eukaryota; Fungi; Ascomycota; Eurotiomycetes; Eurotiales; Aspergillaceae.
AUGAAUAUUUCGGUUUCGAAUAUCAUAUCACUUGCUACAGAAAAAGCUCACGCUACGACUAUCGACCUUGAAAAUCUAGUCCUGCAGUGCGUGGGCAGGGCGCCGAAUCCACGAGAACCUGCUUCACAGCUUUUGGAUCAGGUCCUUACUUCAAUCGAUGCUGGCGCUUUCCAUGGAAAGGAAGAUGAUCUUCUUGCUGCGUGUUCUCUCUCGUUUCGAUCAGAUCCGAGAAAGAAGACUCGUCGAGAGACUCGAGCUGGGAAAGACAAACCGGUAGCAUCAGUGGACUAUUACUCCAAGGUUUAUCUAUAUACAAACUCGCGGAUGCCUUCAAAUUUGUCUCCCCUUAGAUUCUAUCCUGCAACAUACCCGCUUCUUCAACUUGCAGCCGAGUAUUCCCGCCAAGUUUAUGAAAAGCCUCGUGGGAUGGGGCGCCAUUCUUAUGUCGACUCUGAUUGGCGCCACGGCACCAAAGCAAUGUUGAUCAAGUCUCUACCAGUGGACAACAUGAACACAAUAGUUUUCUCAAUCCGCGGCACGCAAAGCUUCAUGGAUUGGGCUGUCAACAUGCAGAUGGAGCCCGUAUCCCCCAAAGGAUUUCUGGAUGAUCCCUCCAACUACUGUCAUGCUGGCUUCUUAUCUGUGGCUCGAAAGAUGGUUACACUCGUAGCUGCCAGAUUACGCGCACUCAUCGAAGACGAUCCCAAUCGCGUGUCAUACUCCCUUCUGAUCACCGGUCAUUCCGCAGGAGGUGCGGUUGCUAACCUGCUGUACAUGCAUAUACUUUCUAAUUCCCCGGAAGUCGCCUCUGAGCUUACCCACCUACGAGGCCUCUUCAAACAUAUCCAUUGUGUUACCUUUGGCGCACCUCCCAUAUCAUUUCGACCGCUCCUCCUACCCGAGAACCCCGAAUAUUCUCAGUCUAUUUUUUUUUCUUUCGUCAAUGAAGGCGAUCCAGUUUGUCGAGCUGAAAAAGGAUACUUUCUCUCAUUACUGGAUCUUUUUGCCAAGUCACCACCAGGAUCAAUCCUCUGCCCGCUAAACUCGAAGCCACGUCCUGGAUCGGCUAUCUACUGGUCCGUUCCUCACGCUACACUCUGUAAUGCAGGAAGACUGGUUCUUCUACGCGAUAAAACACACCUCAAUAAUCGACUAAAGAUACAUCGGCCUCGGGCAGAUGGUGCUCCUCCCCUUCCACCUCGGCAGGAUGUCGAGGCUACGGAAUAA